This is a messenger RNA of Penicillium subrubescens, 1932 nucleotides long. RefSeq names its product fungal specific transcription factor domain-containing protein. Gene Ontology annotation, cellular component: nucleus. Gene Ontology annotation, biological process: positive regulation of transcription from RNA polymerase II promoter by galactose; DNA-templated transcription. NCBI's taxonomy places the organism in Eukaryota, Fungi, Ascomycota, Eurotiomycetes, Eurotiales, Aspergillaceae. Gene Ontology annotation, molecular function: zinc ion binding; RNA polymerase II cis-regulatory region sequence-specific DNA binding; DNA-binding transcription factor activity, RNA polymerase II-specific. The record is from RefSeq and is a predicted model, not a curated record. The transcript is spliced from 2 exons. Bases 1 to 1932 code for a protein of 643 amino acids.
AUGGCCCCGACCGACUACCGGAGCACAUUGGCAAGGCUGUUUCCUGAUACUGCUCCCGAGAGUAUCGCCCAUCUAUCAAGGGAGGAACUCUUGGCUUUGAUGACCCUUGAUGGAUCACAAUAUGCGCCGCUCCAAGAUUCACCAGCCAAUGUCCCUUCAGUUGGGACAAAGGCCUCCACGUUGUCGAUGGAAAGACCUGACCUGGAGUCUUUGCAUUCAAUACCAGGAGAACAGCUCGAAGAAAAUCAGAGUUCCGGAACUUCGGAAUCAAUCGGACACAUCUCAGACGACGUGAAUGCACUGUCCCUAACGAACCGUCAUCCUACAUCAUAUCUAGGAGUAUCAUCCAUUCAAGCCGCGCUCAAGGUGAUUGCAUGGCUCCAUCCGGAAUUCGAAGCCUACUUUUCUCUGGCUUUAACCAAGGAGCAAACCGGUCAGCAAAAUAGUGUGUCACCUCAGUCCUUGGUCCCUCCCAUCUCAUGCCCGCCACCCACCGAAAUGGAGAUGGUGGAUGCGUACUUUACCAACUUUCAUCCAUUCGCACCACUUUUGGAUGAAGAUAACUUUCGAAAGACUUAUGCCGAUGGCCAACGGAGGGAUAAUCGAUGGCUGUCAUUGGUGAAUAUUGUUCUCGCAUUGGGGAACAUCGCAGCAUCAGGAUCAGGUGCAGAUAACCAGACACAUUAUGCAUAUUUCCAGCGUGCAUUGAAUCAGUUGAAUUUGAGUUCCCUCGGGACACCGAGUCUGGAAGUGACUCAAUCACUGGGUCUCAUGGGUGGCUGGUACUGUCAUUAUAUCAGCCAGCCAAAUCUGGGGUAUUCUCUCAUGGGUGCUGCUCUGCGAAUGGCAAUCACGUUGGGUCUGCAACGAGAGCCCUACGAUAGUCAUCUAUCUGUGAAUCCAUCAAGGUCCAUCGCCCAAGAAUCAAAACGACGCGUUUGGUGGUCGCUUUGUUGCUUGGAGAUUUGGGGUCUUGAAACACUGGGCAGACCGAGUAUGGAUUGCUUUGGUCCUGGUAUCACAGUCAAUCUUCCCAGUCUACUUGACAAGGAAAACUAUACAAAAAUUCUGGCUUUAACCGAAAACGUCCAAUUUGUGCGAAUUGCAACGAAGAUCCACGGAUUACUCGCCUCCCUCCCAACAAUUAAAUACGCAGAAAUGUUCGACAUCGACUCGCAACUCGUCCAGUGGUGGAACAAUCUCCCGUCAAUAUUAAAGGACUACGAACCAUGCCCAGAGUCUAUAUACGCAGUGCGAACCGUUAUGCGCUGGCGAUUCUACAAUCAGCGCAUGCUACUAUAUCGACCCACGCUUCUCAACUACGCUAUACGAAGAAUCCCAUUCAUGGCCGUCCGAGCCGAAGAGCGCGCCGCAAUAGAAAAGUGCCGCGAUAUCGCAAAGUCCCUGAUCCAAGAUAUCGCCAUCACCGCACCGUUGAAUAACAUAAUUGGCUGGAACGCUGUCUGGUUGUUGUUCCAGGCUACAAUGGUUCCGCUCGUCUGUCUAUCUCUCGGCUCAACGCAUGAUGUUUCUUCUGGAUUGUCGGAUGACUGCAAGGCGCAGGUUGAUACUGCUAUAUUGACCCUUGACCGGUUGAAACCUUACGGACACACCGCGGAACGCUCCCGGGAAGUCAUUUCGCGCAUCCUUGAAGCUAAUAUGCAGAGUCCUCAUGGGGAGCCUUUUGAUGCCAGUGCGAGUCAAAUUGGUGGGCAGGAUUUCCCGUUCAUGAACGUCUUGACCAGUUCGCAAGGUGUUGUUGGUCAGGAUCAAUUGGCGGAUCGGAUGACUGCUGGGUUUGGGAACGGCUGGUCCGAGUCCAUGUGGGAGUAUUUGAGUUGGGAGUCUAGUGAUCUCUGGCCGGAGAUUUCUAAGCUGAACGUGCAGAACGACGUGAUGCCGUUUUUGGACUCUGUCGACACUGAGAUGUGA